This is a messenger RNA of Odontomachus brunneus, 4246 nucleotides long. RefSeq names its product acyl-CoA desaturase 2-like. Lineage: Eukaryota; Metazoa; Arthropoda; Insecta; Hymenoptera; Formicidae. Gene Ontology annotation, cellular component: endoplasmic reticulum membrane. The transcript is spliced from 9 exons. Gene Ontology annotation, molecular function: stearoyl-CoA 9-desaturase activity; iron ion binding. Bases 983 to 2971 code for a protein of 662 amino acids. The record is from RefSeq and is a predicted model, not a curated record. Gene Ontology annotation, biological process: unsaturated fatty acid biosynthetic process.
GGGGGGGAAGAGGGUGAAACCAAUUUCAAAUGCGUAUCAUAUUCUAGCCACGAAUUACAGUAAUCGAGAGGAACCGGACACCGGAUGGUGAACGGUAAUUGCUACCUUCGCGUUGUAUUAUAUUUGUCGAAAUAUUAACGCAAACGAUAAUGCAAUCCGCUCAAAUUGUUACCGAUGCGAUAGAUCUGUAUCCGCGAAUACUACUGCUCGCGGCAUUACGCCAUUUAAUUUUGACAUGUAACAUUCAUUUCUUGUACAAUGUAGCCAAGUAAGUCAAUCUUUACGCUUUAAUAUAAUCCUUUAUGCAUUCAAGCCCCGCAAGUUUGUGUGACGUACUAUACGCAAAUCAAAUAAACGGAAAAAUAUGUGAUUGACCGCCAUGCUGGCUUCCGAUAUUAUUUCGAAAUGCCACAUUACUGCAUACCUGCAAUCGGUAUCCGAUAAAAAAAGAAAUGAAUUUUUCUCAUUAAUCAAAAUUUAAAAUUGAAGUCAGCUCGCAUAAAACGUAAACAGGCGGUCGUUGACCUCAAUGUUCUCCCGUCCGCCCUCAUGUUCCACUUUCCACGAGUGCGAGGCACCGUAUACUCGUAGUUAUUUUCCGUUCUUACAAGGUAUGCAGUGAAGUAAGGCUGAAGUUGAGUUUCCCGAUACAGUCAUGAAUAUAUAGUUUUGCCCAAAAACAAACGCGUUUAUAUAAAUCCGCGUAUGACGGCCCUUAGCCUUUGCUUUCGAGCAAACGCAGAGAUCCAUUGGAUAUCGAUGUGCAUUUCGAGGUGAGCAACAGGCGUUAGCUUCGGCUAGUUUCGGGUACAUGUUGCGCUCGAGCAAAUUAUAGUAUAUGGAAACAAGAUACCGGUAAAAUACGGUUUCUAACCGGUCUAAUCUCAGCGUUACACCAAACCAGUCGUAAUGUCAACGCGAGGUGGAACAAUGAAAUAAGAUCACGACUCACACGAUGUCACAGUCUAUUAACUAAUGAAUAAUGGCUUCACUUAUCUCGUCAAACGAUGCGCACUUAAUGAUGCUGGAGAUCGUUGUGGACAACGUCUUUGUCCCCUGGGAAAAGGAAUACGACCAACUGGUUUUAAAGAACACGAAAGUCGACUGUUGUAUAUUCGGAAAGGAAUUGGUGACAAUACAACCGAAUCGACGCGAUUACCGUUCUUAUCGCGGCUCCAACGACCAGAAGGAGAAAUUUUACGGCGGUGUCUCCAUCGUUUACGGUAAAUCAGCAAGCUUCUUCGAAAAAGAAAUCAACAACCUCAAUAUCACCAUAUCGGUAAUGAAGAUUGUGGCCGAUAGUUUGUUGAAAGAGUACGAGGAUUGGGGUUUAGAGAAAUGCCAAUAUAUAGGCUUCAUCAAUGUGCCAGUCAGUGAUCUUCUAAACAGCAUCAGAGAGCAAAUGCAUAAGAGGAACAAAUUGAAGAAACACUUGUCGGACUUCUACAAACGGCAGAUUAUUUCGAGGUCCACGAUGGGAACUUACACUUUGCUAAUAGGAGAGAACGCGAAAGUCAAGGAUGAAGAGUACGCAGUAGAAACCGAUGCCAAAAUAACGAUCUACCUUCGUAUCAGUUACCUCGGCAAAAGUAUUGUAACAGAGAUCGGACAUUUGAAAAGUGAAAUCGAAUCGUUUAGUGUUCGUGCGGAGCUAGACGAGGAAGAGCCGUAUCGGAUGCAAGAGGUGACACGGAAGGCUCUUGAAAGCGGUUCCUGGGACGGCAGUUUCUCUCGUAUUCUUUCUUGCUUUAAGUGUCUUCUCAAGAAAUUAGCCAGAAAUUAUACUAGAAUCGCGACAACAGCCGUUGCAGAUGCAACGAAUGGCGUUGGUACAAUCGCGCCCAAGAUAGCUGCUGCAGAUGCAGCAAAUGGCGUUGAUACAAUUGUCACCGCGGCGGUUCCUGCAGAUGCAGCGAAUGGCGCUGAAACACCUACGACAAGAAUAGCUGCUGAAGCAAUGUACAGUUCGACGAUAACCGAAUACGAGGACAAUAAAGGCCAAAAGUCAGUGCAGCCGGAAAUGGAAAAUGGCACGGAUUCGAUUCUCCGUCAAAAGCUGCCAAAAGAGCACAUACCGGCGGAGCAGCCAUUAAUUUGGCGCAAUAUCAUUGUUCUCGCUAUAGUGCACGUCAUGGGAGUGUAUUUGUUCAUUACGCAAUAUCGUAAUGUGAAAUUUUGGACCUGGAUAUUUGGUGUAACAACUGGACACGCGGCCGGUCUCGGCAUCACAGCGGGUGCUCAUCGUCUCUGGGCGCACAGAAGCUACAACGCCAAACUACCACUCAGAAUAUUGCUCAUGACUCUGUACUGCAUGGCCGGUCAGUUACAGCCGUCCAAAUGGAUACGCAUCCAUCGUACCCAUCACAAGUACACGGACACUUCCGCGGAUCCGCACGACGCAUCUCGUGGCUUUUUCUAUUCUCACAUUGGCUGGGUGAUGAUGAGGAUUCAUCCAGCGGUCAAGGAGUACGGUAAAACUGUAGACAUGAGUGACGUCCAAGCCGAUCCAGUCAUACGCUUCGCUGACAAAUAUUUUAUGGUAAUCAUGCCGAUAAUGACCUUUGUUUUGCCGGGGGUGAUACCAGUCUACGUAUGGAACGAAACAUGGACCGUAGCAUUCAGCAGCAUGAUCGUCCGCUACAUAUGGUUAUUGAACGCGACUUGUUCCGUCAACAGCUUCGCUCACAUAUGGGGCUAUCGACCGUACAACAGAAAUAUUAAGCCAACGGAAAAUACGAUGGUGUCCAUAGUUUCCCUCGGUGAGGGUUGGCACAAUUAUCAUCAUUGCUUCCCGUGGGACUAUAAAACCUCGGAGUUUGGCCGUUUCAAUCCGUCGGCCGGCUUUAUAAAAUUCAUGGCUCGGUUGGGAUGGGCGUAUGAUCUGAAGACAUCGAGUGAAGAGAUCGUCCACAGGUUCUACGCGAAUAAAGGCGACGGCACGCCGUGCCCCAUAACGAAACGCCAGUCGUGAUGACCCCGGCGGAUAAUUCCGAGAUUGUAAAUUCUCUCAAAGGGAAAGGAAAGAGGGGAAAAUUAAAGAAAGAAAGAAAGAGAUGAGAGUAACGAUCUCGUGUUGCCAAUUUAGCGACAGGGAGUCGGACUAGUGCGGUUGUCUCGACUCAGGAACUCGUUGUGACAAUAUUUCGAUGUAUCGUAUUUAGAAAUUUGAGAAAAUUCGCUUCAAGAGCGUACAUGUGCACGCUCAAAUUGCAGGUUUUAAUCAAUCCAUACGUCAUUUUAAUUAUACACUGAGUCAGCGUAACAGAAAAGUUCUGUUGGGUUUCCAGUAACGUUUCAUUUUACUGCAUUCGGUGAAAACGAAUUAUUUAUAAACCCAGUGAACGUUGUCGUUGUCUAUAAUCCUUCGUCUACGGUGUGCCUGACGGUAUAUUUUUAUCCUAGAUAUAGUAUAGCCGUCCGGUUUGCCGUCAAAGAAGACGGAAAAUCGAAAUGACAUUUCGUGAAAAUCGACAUUUUCACUGUACACUUUAGAUUCGCUUGCCGACUUUAGUCGUAUUUUUAUGAAUUAGAUACCAAAAAUUCUGUUUUCUUUCCGUUGCACACCAAAUAAUAUAACGCUUGUUAUUCUUCUCCGCCUCCAGCCAACACGGCUGCUCUUUCUUUCCGCUUCGAACACUAAAUAAAGUAGCGCGACGUUUCCAGUUACAUCCUUCACAGGAUCUGUGUAUCUUUCGAACUAAGAGAGCAAUAUGGAACACGACGGAUUGUAUUAUUUCGAUUUUCAAUGCUACCCCUUUUACGAGCGAAUUAUCCGGCUGAACUUUCAUGAGUGAUGCGCAUCGCCUAAUUAUAUUUGCAGAUUAUGUUUAUAUUAUCGCUCUCUCCCUCAUAUGUAAAAUGUAUAUAGAACGUAAUGGAUACAUAUUGACAUGUACACUUUCAUAAGUUGAAUCAAUAACAACACAAGUAUUCAAAGAUUUUACAACUAAUGGGACAGCUCAUAACUGUUACAAAUAAAUAUGACAAUAUUUGCGAAUAGUAUUUGCGAAUAACUCGUAAAUUACAACAGCUCUAUAUAAAGCGAGGUUUCAAAGAGCAUAACAAGUGAUAUCGCAGGUCGCAAAGCUCUAUCCAUAUUAUUUCGGUACAUUGUUAAAACGGUGCUGUUAAUUUAAUGUAUUUAAUUUCUAUGUAUUUAUCCGCGACUACACGACAUCCAUAAUGUAACCAUUUCAUUUUGAAACGGUACUAAAAGCUUUAAUUACAUGAUAGAAUUGAUAAAAGA